Messenger RNA from Homalodisca vitripennis (glassy-winged sharpshooter), 1484 nucleotides. RefSeq names its product cingulin-like. The transcript has 9 exons. The record is from RefSeq and is a predicted model, not a curated record. Lineage: Eukaryota; Metazoa; Arthropoda; Insecta; Hemiptera; Cicadellidae. The coding region runs from base 46 to 1185 and encodes 379 amino acids.
AAGCAAGUCCAACAAAUUCUGUCUGCCGUUAAUAGUUCUCAACUGAUGGGACAGAACAGACACAGUGUUGAGUUCACCUCCUCUCCUGAGUCCCAGCUGUGUCAGAGGUGUUCUAAUACCGACCAGUCCUAUACAUCAUUAGACGCCCAAGUGAAAGAGCUCCAAGGACAAAUAGAAUACCUGCAGGCAACCAACAAUGCACAGAAGGAUGCUAUGCAGAAUGCCAAGAUUGCCGAUAAAGACCAGGUGGCGCGGAUAGAGGUACUGGAGAGGCAGCUGGAGGAGGAGCAGAAGAGGAUCUCAGAGCUGAACGAGAGACUCCAGGCAGUCCAGAUGGAGAAGAACAACGCUGCUGGGGACCUUGUGGUGGCCUCUGCUUCGAUAUCCGAGCUGCAGCAGACGUUGCAGGAGAAACAGACUAACAUUGACCGGUUAGAGCAAGCACUGCGAGAUAGUGAAGCCACGAAGCUCGAGGAGGUCAGAAAGAAUUUACAGGAGGUCCUAGACCCGAAGCCGUUAAUCGGGGAUCACCUGAAGAAAAUCCUCAACGUAGUCUACCGCCUGGUCAAACUUCAGUUUGAGCCCCAGAAACACUACGAUGCCGUCUUCAUACAGUCUGUACUUGCCGAGACUAUCAAGGGUGUGACUCUGGAAUAUCUUGAGAAUGGGAACUUGUCACUGAUUGAGGGUCAACAGGAGAGGAUGGUGAAACACAAGUCUCCUCUACAGACCCAGUCUGCUCCAACUGUCUCAUCUGAACAGGAACAAAAUGAAGAGAAGAAUGGCCAACACCAGGAACAAGAAGGACACAGUCCGGUGAAGGAAGAUGUGAAACUCACAGUGGGAGUGAGUACAGGAGCGAGGCCGGAGUUGGUGUACUCGAUGCCUGUGCAGGACAGUGCAGACAGUCUCUACACAGAUUCUGUCAGUACGCAGGAUAACAAUGAGGAAGCGCCCAGUCUGAGUGUGGAGUCGGACCAGAAACCACAAGUCUUAGCAACCGCUUCCACCGGUGACUCCAUUGAUGGUUCUUCAGAUGAUGACAGAAGUGUUGUGAGUGAUAAGCUUCAGUCUGUGCUGAUACACCUCUCCUCCUCUCAGACUAAACUGACCUCUCCCCUCCCCCACCCCCUCACCUGGGCUCUCUUCCCCUCCAACCCUCCCUGGCAGAAGCACCAAGACUGAACUGGAAAUUGACAUGGCGGCCUCAACCUCCCCCUCCCCCCUUGUUUGACGAGGAAGAAAAUGACGAUGAUUGGUUAAAUUCUUGAAUUUAAAAAACUUCCAUACUAUAUUUUUAUCGAAGAGUAUUUAUAUUUCAUACACUAUACAUGAAAGCUUGUGUCAAUAAAGUAUAAUGUGAUAAUAUUAGUCUUACCAAACUAUUGUAAUAAAUAUAAUGUAAUGAGAAUUAUUUAAUUAAAUUUAUAUGAGUGAUUUUAGAAAGUUUUUAUUUGAUUAAAUAUAAAAUUGUAUUGUUUUAA